GAAUGAACCAAAUCGCAACUUAAUAAGAGUCCAAGUCCAACUCAUUGUCUCAAAUGAUCAAAUCCAGUAUUCAAUUCUCUAUAUAUAGGCUUUAAUAGAUAGAUAAUUUGCAGCCUCACUCUCUCUUUUACGUAUUCAUCUAUUCUCUUGUCUCUCUCUCUCUCUUAAAUCAAACGCACAUCCUUUGGAAAACAAGCAGCGCAACCAUGGCACUGAUGAUAUUCUUCCUUGUAGCCUUCUUCCUUAGGGCUUCCUCUUCCUCAGCCUGUGACAAAGCAAUAUUCUUGCUGGCGGGGCAAAGCAAUAUGGCUGGCCGGGGUGGCAUUUUCCAUAAUAAAUGGGACGGAUACACUCCUCCCCUCUGCCGAGCCAGUCCACGGAUCCUCCGUCUCAACAACCAGACGGCAUGGGAGGAGGCUCGUGAGCCUCUACACGGAAACAUCUCCUUUGCGCCUUGCCCGGGCAGCAAUGCUCCUGCGGGAAUCGGGCCAGGGAUGGCCUUCGCAAACACCCUCUUGAAGAGGGACCCCACUAUUGGAACCAUCGGCUUGGUUCCAUGUGCAGUGGGAAUGACUGGCAUCUCCGACUGGAGACGCGGAAGCUGCCUCUACGCCCGCUUGAUGAGUCGGGCUCGGGCGGCCUUGAGGGAAGGAGGAGCGCUCCGGGGGAUGCUCUGGUACCAAGGGGAGAACGACAUUAACGUGUCGACUGCCGGCAUGUAUGAGGAUCGGUUGAGGACGUUCUUCAAUGACGUCCGAAACGAUCUCUCGUCUCCUUCGCUGCCAAUCAUCCAGGUGGCUUUGGCGUCCCCGAAUAUUUCUACUAAUUCGGGGACGAGAAAAAUAAGAAGCAUCCAGUUGCACUUGAAGCUUCCAAACUUGAUGUGCGUGGAUGCCAAAGGUUUGGCAGUAGACGACUACCAGAAGCUGCACCUCACCACGGACGCUCAAGUGAAGCUGGGCUCAAAGAUGGCGCAUGCAUUUGUCAAGCAUUUUACCUAGCUUAGUCAAUGGCUUCUCCUUUUCCUUAGGUGUACUGCUUGUAUUUAUUUAUUUUUAUUUUUUAUGUUAAGAUUCGAUUAUUAGUGCAUUAGUUUCUGCAAGAAUCAGGCCUAUAUAUAUGAUUUACAACUUGGAAUUUCUGCAA
Messenger RNA from Salvia miltiorrhiza (redroot sage), 1146 nucleotides. RefSeq names its product probable carbohydrate esterase At4g34215. The coding region runs from base 207 to 1001 and encodes 264 amino acids. The record is from RefSeq and is a predicted model, not a curated record. The transcript has 2 exons. NCBI's taxonomy places the organism in Eukaryota, Viridiplantae, Streptophyta, Magnoliopsida, Lamiales, Lamiaceae.